Drosophila arizonae is the source of this 735-nucleotide messenger RNA. RefSeq lists its product as uncharacterized. The record is from RefSeq and is a predicted model, not a curated record. NCBI's taxonomy places the organism in Eukaryota, Metazoa, Arthropoda, Insecta, Diptera, Drosophilidae.
UGUGCCUUAGUAGGAGAUCUCGAAGGCUUCAGUACAGUCAUACUAAAUAUAUAGAUAUCAAAUGAUUAAUCUGAAAGUGUUUGCGCUUUUGAUAGCAGUCGCAGCUGUCGUUCCGGCAGACGAAUCCAAUUCGUUGUCUGACAAGAAACCUUCUUUCGUUCGGUGCUUGACCUGCGAGAGAGCCAUAAGAAAGCUGCUUUACGACGAAUAUGACGAGCUUCUGACUAUAAUUAGAUGGAAAUCAAAAAUAAUGAAUCAAUUGCAGGAACUUUACUUUAGGGAUGUCAAAAAUGAGGAUGGCAGUCAAAAUUCUCCAAGUGACAAGAGCAUCACCGUCUGCUAUAAUCCACUGACUGACAAAGCAAAUGAUAGAUCAACUGACUUGGAGAAUACGGAACUCAGCGAACAGUUGGCAAUAUGUGAGCAUCGGUCAAAAAGGCUCAUAGCCGAGAAUGCCGUCCUGUUAAAUAGUAUAUCCAGUAGCGAAAGGCGCGUCGAAGAGUCUGGGGCACCUUACACUGACUGCGUGAACACAACUCUCGAAAAGCAACAACAAAUAAUGGUUGAAUUGGAUGACCACCUAAGAGCUACAUACGAUAAAUUUUCGCGUUUGCGGGUUUAGUUCCAGGCGCACUACAAAUAAAAGUCGCUGCUGCUAAUAUUGAAUAAAAAGGGAAAGCGCAGCCAAAGGAAUUACUCUGCAUUAUGAAAAUAAAAGGUGUAGAAACGUUAAUA